CCUCCAGAUCUUUCCUAGCCCAGGAAUAAGGUCGGGUCCAAAAGAAGGCCACAGGUCCAAAGCCCAUCAGAUCAUACGCUCGAGAGGCGGCUCGACUUCACGAGCCUGGGCCGGCAACCCAGGGUGAUCCGGAUCAGAUAUGAGCACAAGCCCCAUAAGGGAGUAGGCCCAAUCACUCACCAGCCCUACCCGCAUGAGCUCUGGAGAGCAUUAAAUGGCCGUUACGCAUGGAGCAGGGGCCUGACACAACCGUACGUACGGGCCUGAGUGAAAAGGACAGGAAAGCACUAUAUACUGGAGGGUCUUCUCCUUCAAGGGGGGGACUCUCUCUCCUGCUCCUUCUUCCUUAAUCCCAUUUUUAUUUUCUCUCUGCAACUCUGGCUUAUCCACACUACUCUAGCUCGUAAAUCUGACUUGAGCGUCGGAGGGUCUCCGCCGGGGCAUCCCCGAUGGGCCCCUGACCCCCUUUUUCCUUAUUUUGCAGGUCCUUUCCUCAAAGAGAAUAUGGAGAGACCCAUUUGACAGACCCAUCCGCUGUAGCCCAAAAAGAAAUCAAAUCUAUAUAACAGGGGACGAGGGAGAACCAGAUCUAUCGGAUAUGGAGCCCAAGGAGAUUUAGAGUUAUCAAAUGGCGUCGUCUGUGGAAAACGAAAGAUAUUUUACUAUCUCAAAAGUUUUCAGAUCCACCCAUUGAGAUCCACAUAAGAGUGAGUAAUAUAUGCAUUUGUUGAAAUUAUGAGUUCGGCUAUAUACAUAUUAAAAUAAAAUAAAAAAAAGGAGGUCGGAGCUGUGUUUAGCAAGACAGAAAGGAACUCGGCAAAUCCGACGACCACAGCGAUAGAUUGCUCGUUGAGGUCGGAUCCAUGUUCGAAAUUAGAUUCGUGGUCGAGGUCGAAGCCGUGUUUGAGGUUGGACUCGCAUGUCAGGACAGAUGGAAAGCAUCGGGGCAACAGGGAGACAAUACAAAAUUGUCAGAUGCCCAAACUAAUCGAAGAAGAGAUUCGGGUUAUACGUGUUGGCCAGCUUGAAGACGGCAACAAGUGAGGUCGGCACAACGAGUCCUCCCAGAUCUACUCUUUGUCCCCGUCGAAAGCUUCCACAGAGAAGGAAGGAAACAAAGCUCAGUUAUAUACAGAGGAAGGAAGUAGGCAGGAUUUCGCUUUGCUUCAUGGAGGAGAAGCUAAUUGACAGGCCCGAAUCGGCGGUGGCGCGGCUAGAGGCACUGUCUACAUCGGCGUUCAGGGACCACGGAGUUUCGGACUUUAGUGGAGCUGAUGUGACCAUCGAUCCAUCAAUUGUGGCAUUUGACGAUCUAUUGGGACAGUUCUUUGGUAGGGUUUUGGCUGCGGAUGAGAAGAUUGGUGGACAGGUGUUGGAGGUUACAAAGAUUGCGCAAGAAGCUUUUAGUGUUCAGAAGGAGCUUCUCAUUAAGGCUAAGCAAACUCAGAAACUUGAUUUUGCGGGAUUGGCUGAAUUUCUCAAGCCAUUUGAAAUCUGCUGCGGACGGUCUAACAUCUUUAGCAUUGAUUGCUUGUAUAGGGAAAGAUUUGGUAUGGGCAUGCCUAUCGCACAUGUUGAAGAGAGUUGACAAAUGGCUGAAUUUUACAACAAUAAGGGUACUCUUGAAUUCCAAUAACGCACGCUUUCCAAGGAUGAAGAAAUCAAGCACAUCACUUUCUUCAGCAUUUUCUUUGCUCUAUCCGCAAAUUGCUGUGAAUUCCAAUAAGGAUCAUGAUUUAACAUUUCGUCCAUAUGUAAAUGUGGAGGUCGAUCGGCCAGUCGGAGUAGCAAGACCGAAAGGAGCUCGGACUGUAGCAGGUCGCCCAAAUAUCGAAAUUAUUAAUUUUUCAAGAUUGAGUUUGAGGGAAUUGCAGUAAA
Manihot esculenta (cassava) is the source of this 1878-nucleotide messenger RNA. RefSeq names its product cyclase-associated protein 1-like. The record is from RefSeq and is a predicted model, not a curated record. Gene Ontology annotation, biological process: regulation of adenylate cyclase activity; cytoskeleton organization. Gene Ontology annotation, molecular function: actin binding; adenylate cyclase binding. Gene Ontology annotation, cellular component: cytoplasm. The transcript is spliced from 2 exons. Lineage: Eukaryota; Viridiplantae; Streptophyta; Magnoliopsida; Malpighiales; Euphorbiaceae. The coding region runs from base 1169 to 1588 and encodes 139 amino acids.